CGUGGUUGGGACAUAGCAAGUAAUGGAAGAGAAAAUCUACAACAUCAAAAAAGCCGCUUGAGCUUGAGGGCCAAAUUUGAUGAUCCCUGCUUUUCGGAUGGGUUUGUGAGGGAAGUUUCAGCUUCAUUUUCCAUUUAAUUUCCUCUAUAAAUUAACAAUCCCAAUCUUAUUGUUCAAUCAUCACACCAAAAAAUUCGAACACCUCACUUGACCUCCACUUUAGUUCCCAAUAAAAAGUUCCUUCCUUUCCCUACAAAUUAACCUAUAUGCUUUUCUACCUUACAAGUAUGAUAAAGUUUUCAGAUUUGCUUUGCAUUUCUGGGUGAGCCCAUCAGGUUUGAUACAAUUCCAUUCUUUCUCCAUUUCAACUCAUUUGCUUUGGAUGAAAACCACCACAAUGUGCUUCUCUCUCUUGCAACUUCCUAGAUGCAGAGUUUACUCCAUAGGUAAUUCUCUGUGGGAUAGUUACUACAAGUUAGGUAGAACAACCGGUAGCAGUUCAUGUUACAGUGUUCUUUGUUCGAAAAACCACGACCUGGAACGUGAGUCCAGCAGGUGGACCAGACGAACCAUAAAAACUAAUGAAUCAGGAGCCAACAAUGACAGCUUGAUUAGCGACAAGAGUCGCAUGCAUGAGAUCAUUCCCGAGAUAUCAAAAAGCUUCAAGUCAGAAACUGCCAAGGAACAAAGGAGCAGAAAAGUAGGUAUUAGAAACAAGAUCAGUGAGAUUACAAACACUAAAUUUAGUAGGUAUAAUAAAAAACAAACAAAGGAAGUAGAAUCUGAUGAGUAUUACAUGGAGUUGGCCAAACUAGCAACCGUCAUUUGCUUCGAUAUUGAGACGACUGGCUUCGGCAGGGAAAGGGACAGGAUCAUUGAGUUUGCAUGCCAAGAUCUUAGAGGCGGUGAAAACAGCACCUUCCAAACACUAGUGAAUCCGGAGCGCGAGGUGACUAACGAUGAUAUUCACGGGAUCACGAGCGAAAUGGUUAACAGACAUGACGUGCCUAGGAUGAAGGAAUUUAUUCCUAUCUUGAUGCAGUACGUCAGAAGUCGUCAGCUACCUGGUGGAGUUGUGGUUUUUGUAUCUCAUAAUGCCCGCACUUUUGAUGUACCCUUUCUGAAGAAUGGGUUUAUUCGAUGUUCUUGUGAGAUUCCCAAAGACUGGCUUUUUGCCGACACCCUUCCUUUGGCUCGUUCCGUAAUGAAGCUGAAAGGAUCAAAAGAUCUUCCAAAAACAUCACUUCAAGCACUCCGCGAACAUUAUGGAAUUCCAUUGAUUGGGCCGGCCCAUAGAGCUUUAUCGGAUGUACACUCGCUGGCACUUAUUCUCCAGAGGUUAACAUAUGAUCUCAAGUUACCUAUGUGGGGCCUCAUUAAAGUUCAGUACAAGAUUGAAAAGCUCCGUGUUGUAGUUGGACGUGGGAUUAAAUUGAAGCACGCUUGCUUAAAUUGCGUAUUGUUCAUAUUCAUCUGUAUUCCCAAACAAGAUUCUCAUGCAUCAGAGUUUAAGGCUAAACUCAACUGCCUGAUCAUGCUUUCCUCACAGCUGCUAUUAACAACAGUGCAACGAAUAAAUCCUAUU
Striga asiatica is the source of this 1585-nucleotide messenger RNA. NCBI's taxonomy places the organism in Eukaryota, Viridiplantae, Streptophyta, Magnoliopsida, Lamiales, Orobanchaceae. The record is from the annotation of a GenBank genome assembly.